GCGGCGGCGGCGGCGGCGGCGGCGGGAACUGUCUGGAGUCCCGGGGGCGGGUUGCGUUCUGGAUCCAUGGAGGUAGCCCAAGGGUCGAGUACAGAACUUGCUAAGGCCAUCAAACCUAUCGAUCGGAGGUCAGUCCAUCAGAUUUGUUCUGGACAGGUAGUACUGAGUCUAAGUACUGCCGUGAAGGAGUUGGUAGAAAAUAGUGUGGAUGCCGGUGCCACUAAUAUUGAUCUAAGGCUCAAAGACUAUGGGGUGGAUCUCAUUGAAGUUUCAGACAAUGGAUGCGGGGUAGAGGAAGAAAACUUUGAAGGCUUAACUCUGAAACAUCACACUUCUAAGAUUCAAGACUUUGCUGACCUAACUCAGGUUGAAACUUUUGGCUUCCGGGGUGAAGCUCUGAGCUCACUUUGUGCGCUGAGUGAUGUGACUAUUUCUACCUGCCACGCAUCCGCAAAGGUUGGGACUCGACUGGUGUUUGAUCACAAUGGGAAAAUUGUCCAGAAAACCCCCCACCCACGACCCAGAGGGACAACUGUCAGUGUGCAGCAGCUCUUUUAUACACUUCCCGUGCGCCAUAAGGAGUUUCAAAGGAAUAUUAAAAAGGAGUAUGCCAGAAUGGUCCAGGUGUUACACGCGUACUGUAUCAUUGCAGCAGGCGUCCGAGUAAGUUGCACCAAUCAGGUUGGACAAGGAAAACGCCAGCCUGUGGUUUGCACAAGCGGAAGCUCCAGUAUAAAGGAAAACAUUGGAUCUGUAUUUGGCCAGAAACAGCUGCAAAGCCUCAUUCCUUUUGUUCAGCUGCCCCCUAGUGACUCCGUGUGUGAAGAGUACGGGCUGCAGCCUGGUGAUGCUCCCCAUGCUCUGUUUCGCAUCUCUGGUUUCAUUUCCCACUGUGCUCAUGGUGUUGGAAGAAGUUCAACAGACAGACAGUUUUUCUUUAUCAAUCGGCGGCCUUGUGACCCAGCAAAGGUUUCCAGACUUGUGAACGAGGUCUAUCAUAUGUAUAAUCGACAUCAGUAUCCAUUUGUUGUUCUUAACAUUUCUGUUGAUUCAGAAUGUGUUGAUGUCAAUGUUACUCCUGAUAAAAGGCAAAUUUUACUACAAGAGGAAAAGCUUCUGUUGGCAGUUUUAAAGACAUCCUUGAUAGGAAUGUUUGAUGGCAAUGUCAACAAACUUAAUGUCAGUCAGCAGCCGUUGUUGGGUAUUGAAGGUAACUUGAUAAAAAAGCCUUCAGCAGAGGUGGACAAGCCCGUGCCAGAAGAACAGGAUGACCCUGCUUCGUUACGGACUGGAGGAGAGGCAAAGAGGGCAGUGACCAUUUCCAGACUGAGAGAGACCUUUUCUCUUCGGCACACGACACAGACCGAGUCUCCACACCCCAAGACCACCGAAGCGAGACGGAUUUCCCCGCGACAGAAGAGACACGUGCAGUGUCCUGGCACUUCAGACUCCCUGGGCUUCCAGAAGCGCGGCUCGGACACAGACUCCUGCGGCCCUGGCGUGGAGACGACGCGUUCACAUGGGGGCUCCGGGGACCACAGGGACGGAGUGGAGACAGAGCAGGACUCGGGGCACAGCCGCACUCCGGCCGGCCCAGGGGAGGGGCUCGGCCCCCCAGAAAUGGGCGGUCAGUCCUGCGGUGACCGUGCAGCCAGCCCUCCUGGAGACAGGUUUUCACUGGGAGACGCGAAGUCUUCUGAGAAGCUGCCUGAACCUGCCCGUCACCCUGUGGACCCGGAGCGAGGUUCCAGCUGCGAGGACGGUGGACGGAAACGUAGGGUCUUGCCUCCGCCCGCAGAUGCGUCCCCAGGCACAAAGCGUUUUAAGAAAGAUGGCCUUCCUCCUAAUCCUGACACCCCCCAAGGGUCGGUGACUGUGCAGAAUGCGUCAGCCUCUCAGGUCGAUGUAGCUGUUAAAAUCAAUAAGAAAAUCGUGCCUCUGGCCUUUUCCAUGCGGUCUUUAGCGGCACGAAUAAAGCAGUUAUGUCACCAAGAACGGCCGCAAGGAGGCGAACAGAAUUACCGGAAGUUCAGGGCAAAGAUUUGCCCCGGAGAAAACCAAGCUGCCGAAGAUGAGCUGAGAAAGGAGAUAAGUAAAACGAUGUUUGCAGACAUGGAGAUCAUCGGUCAGUUCAACUUGGGAUUCAUAAUCACCAAACUGGAUGCAGAUAUCUUCAUAGUGGACCAGCACGCCACAGAUGAGAAGUACAACUUCGAGAUGCUCCAGCAGCACACCGCCCUCCAGGGGCAAAGGCUUAUUGCACCCCAGACUCUCAACCUAACAGCUGUCAAUGAAGCUAUCCUAAUAGAAAAUCUGGAAAUAUUCAGAAAGAAUGGCUUUGAUUUUGUUAUCGACGAAGGGGCUCCAGUCACUGAAAAGGCUAAAUUGAUUUCCUUGCCAACCAGUAAAAACUGGACCUUUGGACCUCAGGACAUCGAUGAACUGAUCUUCAUGCUAAGUGACAGCCCUGGGGUCAUGUGCCGGCCUUCCCGUGUCAGACAGAUGUUUGCCUCCAGAGCCUGUCGAAAGUCUGUGAUGAUUGGAACGGCCCUAAACACAAGUGAGAUGAAGAAACUGAUCACCCACAUGGGUGAGAUGGACCAUCCCUGGAACUGUCCCCACGGAAGGCCGACCAUGAGACACAUUGCCAACCUGGAUGUCAUUUCGCAAAACUGACAUCUCUCGCUUUCUAGAAUUGUACAUUUUAUCACAGGUUUUGCUGUUUUCAAAAGCAGGGUUUUAGCAAGUCCGCUUGUUUCCAAAUUAACCUGUUUAAAAAAAAAAGAUCUGAUCCACUAGAAAUGAUAUUGGGAACCUUGUCAGACCACGUGGAGCCUUGCGUGCACUGUUUUCUGGCUGGCACCAGAAUGUGUGUGCGUGUGUACAGGUAAGAGCAUGUCAAACAAAAUAGGAAGAAUGCUUCGAAAGCCACCUGGGCCUCUACUGCUGCGGGCUGAGGUAUUUUAGUCUGCAACUGUCUGCAACUGUCUGCAACUGUGGUACAAUUAAAUUUGUAAUUGUUUAAUCUUAUAAAAGUGUGGUCCUUUUGGGUUCGGGGUUUUCCACCCUAAGGCACAUUAAAUUAAAAAAAAAAAUAACCCAAGGGAGAUUUCCUGCCCAGCUGGAAGAAAAUGGCCAAGUGGGGCCUGGGGGGUCACUAUUUUUAAAUGUUCUCCAGCAAACAUUGUUUGGAGGCAAGGGGAAAUAAAAGAUUGAUUUUUCUGUAA
Messenger RNA from Hyaena hyaena (striped hyena), 3227 nucleotides. It is a transcript of the gene PMS2, whose product is annotated as PMS1 homolog 2, mismatch repair system component. Gene Ontology annotation, molecular function: mismatched DNA binding; ATP hydrolysis activity; ATP binding. The transcript has 15 exons. The coding region runs from base 67 to 2676 and encodes 869 amino acids. The record is from RefSeq and is a predicted model, not a curated record. Gene Ontology annotation, cellular component: MutLalpha complex. Gene Ontology annotation, biological process: mismatch repair. Lineage: Eukaryota; Metazoa; Chordata; Mammalia; Carnivora; Hyaenidae.